UCAUGAAAUCUUAGAAAUGGGCCCAACAACCAUUAAAAAACUCAAAAACUUUAAAAACGGUAAAAUAUAUGGGCCUCCUCAACUAACAUUAAUAUUUGCAACAACGGUAACAUCAACAUAAACACAUGACACAGCCUUCCAUACUCGGUUUAUACGCAGUUUUGGCAGAUACCCUUUUCCUUCGCACUUAAACAAACACAUUCAUCAUCUAAUUGGAUUUUCACAUUUUCAUUAUAAUUUCACAUUACAUAACACUUCCCUCAACACCACACUUCUGCUGAAUCUAGACUCUAUUCUUCAAUUUCAUUCUUUUUUUAUCAUUAACAUUAUAUUCCAGUUGCAGGUUUUCAUUAUCUUUGAAGAAUGGCCGACCUUCAAGAUAUUGGUGUUUCGGCUGCAGUAAACCUUCUUACAGCACUAAUAUUCCUCAUAGCCUUUGCCAUAUUCAGGCUUCAACCUAUUAAUGAUAGAGUGUACUUUCCAAAAUGGUAUCUAAAAGGAAUCAGAGCAAGUCCACCGCAUUCUAAGGGUGUGAACAAGAUUGUUAACUUGGACUUUAGAAUGUAUUUGCGGUUUCUAAACUGGAUGCCAGAGGCAUUGAGAAUGCCAGAACCUGAGCUUAUUGAGCAUGCUGGACUUGAUUCUGUGGCUUAUAUUCGAAUUUACCUUCUCGGCUUGAAAAUCUUUGUUCCUAUUGCGGUAGUAGCAUUUGCUGUUCUGAUACCUGUUAAUUGGACCGGAAAAAUGUUGGAAGGUGCUCAUGAUUUGACUUUCAGCAAUAUUGACAAAUUGUCAAUAUCAAACAUUCCAUGGGGAUCAAAUAGAUUCUGGGCUCAUAUUGGCGUGGCGUAUAUUUCCACAUUUUGGAUUUGUUACAUGCUAUAUAGAGAGUACAAAAUAAUAAUGACCCUGAGGUUGCAAUUUAUCGCAUCUUCAGAUCGACGUCCAGACCAAUUUACUGUUCUUCUGAGAAAUGUUCCACCAGAUCCUGAUGAAUCUGUUAGUGAGCAUGUUGAACAUUUCUUUUAUGUGAAUCAUCCGGACCAUUACCUCUUACAUCAGGUUGUGUACAAUGCCAAUAAACUAGCAAAAUUGGUCGAUAAGAAAAAGUCUAUGGAGAACUACCUAACCUACUAUCAAAAUAAGUAUGAGAGAAAACCUUCCAAAAAACCCACUAUUAAGACAGGUUUUUGUGGUCUUUGGGGCACUCGUCAGGAUGCAAUUGAUUAUUAUGCCAAGGAGAUUGAGAAACUUAGUGAACAAGAAGCUGCAGAGAGAGCACGAGUUUUAAGUGAUCCAGAAGCUAUAUUACCUGCAGCAUUUGUCUCAUUUAAAAGUCGUUGGGGAGCUGCUGUUUGUGCUCAAACACAACAAACAAGAAAUCCUACCAUAUGGUUAACAGAAUGGGCUCCUGAACCAAGUGAUGUUUACUGGGAUAAUCUUGCAAUACCUUAUGUUGAGCUCAAGAUACGAAGGCUACUUAUGGCUAUUGCCCUUUUUCUCCUCAUAUUUUUUUAUAUGGCCCCAAUAACAUUUGUUCAAUCACUUGCCAACAUCAAUGGAAUCGAGAAGGUUUUCCCUUUUCUUAAGCAUUUAAUUGAAAAGGAUGUUGUCAAGUCUUUUAUCCAAGGAUAUUUGCCUGGAAUUAUACUGAAGAUAUUCCUCCUACUCAUUCCGAUGGUUAUAAUGUUUAUGUCCAAGAUAGAAGGCUUUACUUCAUUCUCAUCUUUGGAGAGAGUAUCUGCAAGGAAAUAUCAUUUGUUUAUACUUGUAAAUGUGUUCCUUAUAAGUAUAAUUGCAGGAACAGCACUUGAACAGCUCAAAACGUUUCUGCAUCAGCCCCCUAGCGAGAUUCCAAAAACCGUUGGGGCAUCAAUGCCCAUGAAGGCCACAUUCUUUAUAACUUACAUUAUGGUGGAUGGAUGGGCUGGUGUUGCUUCAGAAGUCCUCAGAGUAGUUCCUCUAGUUAUGUUCCAUUUAAAGAAUACAUUCUUAGUUAAAACAGAAAAGGAUAGGGAGCAAGCAAUGGAUCCUGGAUUCCUUGACUUUUCUGUUUAUGAGCCUCGGAUUCAACUUUACUUUUUGCUUGGAGUAGUUUACUGUGCAGUCACCCCAAUACUUCUUCCUUUCAUCAUUGUCUUCUUUGCGUUUGCCUACCUUGUUUUUCGGCAUCAGAUUAUCAAUGUCUACGAUCGGAAAUAUGAAAGUGCAGCGGCUUUCUGGCCUGACGUACAUCGGCGCAUAAUUAUUGGUCUUGUUAUAUCACAGCUUUUGUUGCUAGGACUGUUGAACACAAAAGGUGUAAGGAUGUCAACACCAUUUUUAAUUGCCCUCCCAGUACUGACAAUUUGGUUCUAUAGAGUUUGCAAAGGGCGUUUUGAAUCAGCAUUUACCAGGUUUCCAUUACAGGAAGCAAUGAUGAAGGAUACCUUAGAACGGGCAACAGAUCCAAUGCUGAACAUAAGAACUUACCUAUGUGAUGCUUAUCUACAUCCAAUCUUCAAGGGUGGUGAGGUUUAUAUUCGGCCUCCAAGUGACGAGGAAGAGGGUGCUCCACUUGUAGCAACGAAGCGAUCACAGAGGAGCAGCAAAGUUACCUCUCUUGCCAGUUCAGAAGCUAGUGUAUAGUGCUUGUACAUGUGAAGAAAAUUUUGUUUUCUUAGGUAUAAUGUUUUGUACAUGGUUCAGUAAUAUUUAUGUAAGAAUUGAAAUGAAACUAGAACAAGAGUAAUUUUUUGUGGUUUUAUCUUCCAUCACCCCUAAUGUAUAUUUGCAACGAAGGAAGAAGUAUCCACCAUUCAGGGAGGAUAAUUUGAUGAAAGGCUGUAAUAUUUGUUACCGAAUGUAGAAGUUAAUUUAAUAACAAAACAGCCAUAUGAUA
Messenger RNA from Chenopodium quinoa (quinoa), 2881 nucleotides. Its product is annotated as CSC1-like protein At4g02900. NCBI's taxonomy places the organism in Eukaryota, Viridiplantae, Streptophyta, Magnoliopsida, Caryophyllales, Amaranthaceae. The record is from RefSeq and is a predicted model, not a curated record. Gene Ontology annotation, molecular function: calcium-activated cation channel activity. Gene Ontology annotation, cellular component: plasma membrane. The transcript is spliced from 12 exons. The coding region runs from base 364 to 2628 and encodes 754 amino acids.